Molecule: messenger RNA, 8737 nt
Organism: Contarinia nasturtii (swede midge)
Lineage: Eukaryota; Metazoa; Arthropoda; Insecta; Diptera; Cecidomyiidae
Gene: NetA
Product: netrin-B
Exons: 8
Coding region: 3620-5662 (680 amino acids)
Molecular function (GO): protein binding
Source: RefSeq, a predicted model, not a curated record
CGGAACUCGGCAGUUGUGUAUGCUGGUUUCUCUUCAUACCGUAUUUUUUCAUCAAGCGAUUUACGAAGCCGUUUAACGAAAACAUCACGUCGCUCGUAUCCAAACGUAUAAUCGUGGGAUCGAAAUACAAAAAUCAACAAAGUUCUGUUAUCAAAUGCGAAUUUAAUGUGAAGCUACAAAAUCAAAGCCAAAUAUUCAAAAUUUUGUUUUGUUUUGCGGUGUGACAAUAGUCACAAACCAACAAAAAAUACAGUUAAAUAACUACAGUGAGAUCCGUUGGUAUUUUCGAUUAUCGUACCAAUGUAAAUUGAUACUCAAAAUUACCGCUUUAUUUGCAAAACGUGCAAGCAAAUUUGAAUACGACAAUUUUUCAGUAGUGAUAAAUACAUAAAAAGAUAAUAUUUGAUAAAACACAAAUAUAAAAAGAAGAAGACAAAAAAAAACUAAGGAAAGGCAAUUUCAAGGUGCGAGAGCUUAAGUGAUAGCAACGUCAGUGAAGCACAAAUACGGUGUGUGAGAUUUUCAUUUUGAAGGAGAAAAAAAAACUUAAUCGGCGUAAUAUUUAUUGCCUAUAUGCCUCCGCAUUUGGCUAUCACAAUCGCUCGCUCCAACCAAUAAAUAGAAGUCAUUGUAAUAUUCGCCGUGAAUUAGCCAAAACGCGAAAGCGCAAUUUUUGUUUUUUUAAGUGGACAGGCCGCGAUAUAGAAUUGUCGAUUUGUACGAACAUAAGCGAGAGAGAGAGAGAGAAAGAGAGACAAUAAACAGCGCGACAGGCGAAACGAAACGAAUAAAUUGUAUUCGAGUCCACCUUAAUGCCUGACUAGCCACCAUAUCGAUAUCAACAACGAUUGGCAAAAGUUGCGAUUCAACAACAAACGACACAUACACACAGUGUAUAAACUUUAAAAUAUAAAAAGCAUCGUAUGAAUCAAGUCAAAGAGGCGAACAAUAAUAAUAAAAAAAACGUAUGUGCUGUGCAUAAUAAUAAAAUCGAAGACGACGGCCAAAGAAUCGACGAAAAAAAAAAUCAAAACCUUUGAGCAAAUGUCCACGACGAUGAUGUCGACGACGACUACGACAAUUUCGACGACGACAACGACGGCCAACGAUUAAAUCGAACAUCGAACAUAAAAUAUAUUUAUAAAUGUAAUUCUUGCCAAUGCAACGGUGCGGUUUUUCUUUUGCAUUCCCGUUUUUGUGGCAGUGUCGUGUAAAAAUCGGUGUUUUUGCACGCACUUCUCGUACUCGCAGCGUGCGCGUUCAGUGAAUAAAACAGUUUUGUGUGUGAGUUUUUGUUUUGUGUCGCGAAUCAACGACAUAUCUCUCAUUGCUCUCAGAAAGUGCAAAUAGUGUGUGAGCGUUUUGCGAUAUCACAAGCGAAUUGAAUGUUCAUAUGCAAAAUAAAAAAAAAACACCAAAAGUAAUCCGGUGAGAAAAAGUGUGGCAAAAGAAGAAGAAACAUUGAAUUAUUUUUGAAACGACUGAACAAACAAUGGCGAAAAAUUGAGACAUAAACCAAAAUACACGCUUCAAGUUGAAAAAGGAUGCAAAUGGCAUAAAAAAAAGAGACACACUGUCACCACAUUUCACGAAGAAAAUGUGAAUACGAAAAUUAUAUAUCGAACGAAAAGAAAACAAUUUCCGAAUCGAAUAAAGGUACGACAUAUUCUCGCGAAUAAGAAAAAACAACAAAGCAACCAACAAUUUUCGAUUGGAUUUCAAGUUUGUCUUUUCUGUUUCAUUUGUUGUGCUGUUGCCAUUCACCAGCCAUCAACAAUUGCAAUCGCAUUAUCAUAAAAUCCAGUGAAUCGACGAAUUCCAAAUAAAUAUAUAUAGAUAUAACCAUUGGUGCAGUGCAUCUCGUUGAAUUCUUAACGACACACUGAAAAUGACAAAAUUACGAUGAUUGCCACAUAAAAAAAAAUUUAAUCGACAAUUUCCAACAUUGCUGUUAUACUGAAAGUAAAUUGCGAUCAACGCAAAUUACACGAAACUCAAAACAAAACAAGCAAACAAAUUAUGUAGUGACAAAAGUCUACCUCAGCUAAAAAGACGUAUACAUACAAAUGUAAUCAAAUAAUUUACGCGAAACUAUUCGAUAAAAAAAACAAAAAAGCAAACUUCUAAAAGCAAAAAAAACGCUUCCACAUCGAGUGCUAAAAAGUUAUAUUAUGCUAUUUGAAUAGUGAAUAAAAAGAACACACUGUAUCGAAUUGAGUAGCCAUAUUCCAAGAGAGAAAAACGAAGUGAAUUCCAACGAAUUUGUUGAAUCGACAACAUUUUCAUUUUGUCUGCUUUCAUUCUGAACUAGUUUUAAUCGGCCAUUUAUUGUGGAAUAGCACUUGCGCUUUUUUUCCAUCAGCUCAGAACCACAUGUAAUACUGCAUUUGCGUUUGGCCACAAAAAAAGCGAGAAUAUAAAAAUCAAAUUGCCAUAAAUUUAACAGCAGAAAAACAUAACAUUUGCAAUCCCAUAAGUAAUCGGAAAGAGAGUCAUUGGAUUCUCCAGGGAGUUGUAGCAAAAAAAAAAAGUCGAUGAAAGCACAAAACGCCCAGGCAAAAGACACGAGACAACAAACGAACAACACGAUAGUUGAGAGAAAUAUCAAAUUGUGUAAUGUUUGCUUAAAAAACACAAACGAACGACACACAAACAUUCUAUCGGCCAAAUUCAAUCGAUCGGCGUAUGCAUGAGCCUGUUGCCAACGAAACAGCCGCUCAUAUCCCAAUCACAUCAGUUUAUCAUAUAGAAAUCUAAGAAGCGAUCGAAGAGAUAUUCAGAUGCGAUAAAGUAGCGCAAAAGAAAAUGUGUAAUUUAGAUAACUAAUAAUAAUUUUUUUUGAGAAGACACACACGUAUAGACGUGAACAAAACAGAACCGAUAGAAAGAAGUCGUUAGAGAAAAGAAAACACACUCAUAACAUAACAACGGACGAAAGUAUCGUGCAUACCAAUCGAAUUGUAGCUAUUUCCACUGGUUUUGGUAUUUGAUUUCCAUCUCGAGAGCAUUAUUUAUACAUCGUUUUGAAUGCAUUUCGACUCUUUUACUUUGGACCGCGCGAGCUGAAGAUAAAAGCCAAAACAAAACAAAAAAAAAACACUCAUCAGAAUAGAAAUAAUAAAUUGUGUGUGUUUCAUCUUCAAUUCUUAUUGAAUUGUGGCAAGAGAGCGCAUCGUUUCUCUCUUAACUCGUUGGUUAAACGAUUAAUGGUGUGUUUCAUAUCGUUUAACAUAGAUUGUGUUUCAAAAACGGAGCUGUUGUGAGUGAAUUAACUUAACGAUAGACGAUACGAAGAAGGAAAAUUGUCGGAUUGUGUGUGCUUGUGAUUUUCAAGAAGAACGCAACAUAUCGUUUUCUCAAACGAUCCGUUAGACAUUUGCUUAAGGUUUGCUCCUUAUUUUAUUUUUUCGUUUCUCUUUUGUAUUGAAAAAAUUCUAUGAAUUUCACCGGGAGAGAGAAUCAUCAAAACGAAACGAUUAUAUAAUUGAUUUAAGAAAAGAAGAAGAGUACAUAAAUUACCGAAAUCAAAACUCUCGCACGAGAACCAUCAUCAUCAUUUAAAGAGAACCAUUUUUUUUGUUGUUGAACGAAACCGGAUAAAAAAAAACAAGAACCCAAAAUGAUGAUACAUUGGUGCAAUCGAUACUUGAUUGUUCUCUAUUGUGUGUUUCACCAUUGUUAUGCGGGCUACACGUUUGGUGAAGACUAUCCAAAGAAGAGCAACUAUGUACAAGCCCUGCAAACUGAUCCAUGCUACUCAGACGAUCGUGCCAAACGAUGCAUUCCCGACUUUGUGAAUGCGGCCUAUGGAUCAAAAAUCGUGGCGUCAAGUGUUUGUGGUCAAAAUGGGCCAUCACGUUAUUGUGAACCAAACGAUGUGAUGAGACCAUACGAUAACACAUGUUAUGUAUGCGAUCGAAGUGAUCCACAGAAAACAUUUUCGCCUGCUGCGCUCACCGAUUUAAAUAAUCCGAAUAAUGUAACUUGCUGGCGAUCGGAUCCAAUUCAACCGCCGAACGGACCAAAUGCACCACCCGAUAAUGUAACACUCACAUUGAAUUUGGGCAAAAAAUUUGAAUUGACAUAUGUUAGUCUACAAUUUUGUCCAAAAUCCCUCAAACCGGACUCGAUUGCAAUUUACAAGAGCGCUGACUAUGGUGUCACAUGGCAACCAUUCCAAUUCUAUAGUUCACAGUGUCGACGGGUUUAUGGUCGUCCAAAUCGUGCCCCAAUCACCAAAGCAAAUGAACAGGAAGCACGUUGCUCUGAUACACAUCGUCACAGUGGCGAUUUAACCAGCGGAAUGUAUGGUGGCCGUAUCGCAUUUAGUACACUUGAGGGUCGACCCAGUGCAUCCAAUUUUGAUCAAUCGGCUGUUUUACAGGACUGGGUGACCGUUACCGAUAUCAAAAUAAUCUUCCAUCGCUUGCAAAUGCCAUCGGAUGUGCUUGAUGAAGAAUUGAUGAUCGAACAAACGAAAUUGUAUUCGAAUAAAUUGCAUGCAUCCGAUUCGAUGGUGAUGUCGAAGGAGAAAAAAUCACCGCUCGAUAAUCUCGUAUCGUCAACGAUGAGCACAAUGUCAACACAGAAUUAUGCGGUGUCUGAUUUUGCUGUUGGCGGCCGAUGCAAAUGCAAUGGUCAUGCAUCUCGAUGCCUCACCGACGAUAAGGGUCAAUUGUAUUGUGAUUGCAAGCACAAUACCGCCGGACGUGAUUGCGAAAAGUGUAAACCAUAUUUCUUCGAUCGUCCUUGGGGCCGAGCAACCUAUCGCGAUGCCAACGAAUGCAAAGCUUGUGACUGUAAUGGACACGCGCGACGAUGCCGUUUCAAUAUGGAAUUGUACAAGCUUUCUGGCCGCGUAUCGGGUGGUGUUUGUUUGAAUUGUCGACAUGCAACAACUGGACGUCAUUGCCACUAUUGCAAAGCUGGCUAUUACCGUGAUCCCAGCAAAUCAAUUGGUCAUCGCAAAGUAUGCAAACCAUGCGAUUGUCAUCCGAUUGGUUCAUCUGGUAAAACAUGCAAUCAUACAUCGGGCCAGUGUCCAUGCAAAGACGGCGUAACUGGAUUAACUUGUAAUCGAUGUGCUCGUGGCUAUCAACAAAGUCGGUCACAUAUCACACCGUGCAUCAAAAUUCCGCGUGUAAUUACGGCAUUACAACAACAGAAUACAGCCCCAGAAGUUCAACAGUAUGAUUCUGAUCCAUAUCAAACUGACAGCGACAACGGUGGUGGUGGAGGUGGCAGCGGCCGAGAAUGCGGAAAGUGUAAAUCCGGAACGAAACGGCUCAAUUUGAAUAAGUUUUGCAAACGAGAUUAUGCAAUCAUGGGUCGUAUUGUUGAACGAGAACCGAGCCGCUAUGCCAAGGAUUCACCAUAUCAAUCGACGAAAUUCAAUAUCCAAAUCCAGGCCGUAUUCAAAAAGUCCCAAGAUUCAGCCGCAACAACUGUACGAAAAAGCGUACCUUUAAUUAUAUCGGCUAAAGAUUUAGAAUGUCGUUGUCCAAAGCUCAAGGCAAAUAGAUCAUAUUUAAUUUUGGGCAAAGACAUCGAAAGUCCCUCAGGUACGGUUGGUAUUGGGCCACGUUCAAUAGUCAUUGAAUGGAAAGACGAUUGGUAUCGACGAAUGAAACGUUUCCAACGACGCGAUCAUGCUUGUGGAUAAACAAGUUUACGCUUCUUCAAAACCAACAACAACAACAAACAGAUGUGUAAUGAACAAAUACACAAAAUCCACAGUCAAACGAUACAACAACAAUAAUAACGAUACACAAAAAUCACAUAAGAAUAAAAUAAAAAACAACAGCCGUCAGUAGCAGCAACAAACGGCUAAACUACUCAAAAUCAUUUCAGCAUCCAAUAACACAAACUCAAAUACAUUUCAUUAUAUGCCGUGGCCGGUCCGCUUUUUUUUUCAUAUUACAUUUGAAUCAUCCAGAUUUUCACUAUUCCGUGCACUAUUUACACAAACGUAGUGCACGAGAGAUACACUUUAAAUCAGAAAAAAUAGGGAGAGACUUUGUUAUUAAAGGAAGCAAAUAGUUCGGACGAAAUAAUUCGAUCGGACGAAAAAUUAACGAAAAUCAAAUUGAGAACACGUUAGGAUUGGCUAUUUCUCUCUCCUCUCUCUUUGGUUUUAAUGAGAGAGAGCAAAAUAUAACAACAAGUAAACAAAAUUAUUGAAUUCAUUUUAUCAAUAGCAAAGGAAAAACAUAGCCAGCACCAACAGUAGAAGAGACAACAAAAAGUAACCAUUUACAAAGUGGAACGGCAUCGAUGAUGUGCAUUGAUUUUGUGUAUGAGCGGACGUGCGCGCGUGGGCACUCACUUCAUUAUGUGUGUUGUGUUGUUUUGUUUUCCAGGUUUGAAUAACCAAAAAAAAAAUAUAUAAAAAUAAAUACAUAGUAUCUCUUAGUUUCAAUAUAUAUAUUUAUCAAUAUAUGUGUGUGUAUAUGCCAGCAAACGACGUGAAUCAGAUACAAUGAAGUAGAAAUAUGAGAUCGCGCCAAACAUUAACAUCAUCAAUAAAACAAUUGAGUAUGUAACGGGAUACGAAAAAAAUAAGCAAUGCAGCAUACAAAUUGAGAGCGCUGAAUAAUAUACAAGUAGUUGACUAGAAAACAAUAUACAAACACACGUUUAAAAACUGCAUCGAAUUACUCAACCUUUUCUCUGUCGUCGUCUCAAUGAAAGAAAGAGAUGGCGACCGGCAGAUUGGGGCAGAGAUUGAAAAAGAAGAAAAAAACCCAUACGUAUAUUCUCGAAUCGCAAUAAUUAUUUGAUUUAAAAACGAUAAAUAACCUAUUUAUUACAAUUACAACACACUUGAAUGAACACACCGAGCCUGUGUCAUUGGAAGCGUGAACUCGCGUUGCGCACCAUGCGAUGCGUCGAAAGAAGAUGAACGAAAACACAGCAACAACAACACAUCGGAAAAAUACGAUCGAAACCGAAAUCAUUUAUCAAUAAAUAUAUAAAUUUCUUUGAAGAAAAAUCGAAUAAGAUACACACUCACGAAUUAUAAGAGAAAAAUUUAACAAAAAAAAACAAGUCAAACAACAUACACUCUUUACAUUAACAUUUAAGCACUUUAAAUCUAUAUACAUGAUAACAUGAUAUGUAAUUCAUUUCUCUCCUCUGGCAUAGUGUCUUUUUUUCUUUCUUUUUUUUAAAGUUUAGAUUUACUUUUGCAAAAAAACCAUAUUUAUUUAUUUAAGAUGUAUCAAUUAUUAUUAUAAAACACAAACCUAAAGAUGAAAAAAUUGAAAACAAAAAAAAAAUCAUUAUGAUCUGCAUAAAACGAUGUUAAGCAGAUGCAACAGCGUUAGCCAUAUACACAUACAUAUAUCAUAACAAAAAGUUUAAAUCGUAAAUUUACACAUACAAUAUUUAAAGACGUCUCUUUUCGAUAAUAGUUCAGUAGUUAAGGAUUUAUCGUAAACAAAAUGAAAGAAGAAGAUGAAAAAAGUUAAUCAAAUUAAAUAUUGAAUAUUGUGAAUGUAAAAUGUAGGGCCUGUUUACCCGUAACGUAUAUAGAUGUAUUUUGUAAUCUCUCUUUAUUUUCCGCGCUCUUUCAAUUUGGUUUUGAAGUUUUUGAAUUGGGAUUUAAUUUUUCUAAAUGGAUUUUUCUUCAAUAUUUUUCAUUUUUCAAUAUGUCACGAGUGAAGAGUAGUCGUAGAGACUCUAUAUGUCAUAUGAAGACCACAAAAGUGAAAAAGAGGCAUAUGUUAAUGCAGGCUUUAACUUUAUAGCCGAAACGGACUAAUUUAAAACCGUUUGUCACAUAUAAUUUUUUUAACAUCAUUUUGAAGUUUUUUAUUUAUUACUUUAUUUUGAACGGAUGAAGAGCGGAAAAAAAUGACGCAAAAAUCCCGGCCAUAAACACUCAUUUAAUUAUAGCCGUUAAAAGAAAUCACCUCUGAAAAUAGACAUCGAUCCAAUUUAUGACCGUGCACACACAUUAAAUGGACUAGUAAUACUAGUUCAUUUCGUGUGCGGGGCUAGUUUACACAAUCCAUUCCUCUUUUUCACCGACUCUUAUGACACGAAAUAAAUGAACUUGUCAUGCCAAUGCGCGCAAAGACAACAUACACACAACCCACAACACAGUUUUAAAUUUCAUUGUUUACUUAAAUGUUAUUGAUUAUUUUAAUUUAAACGUACAAUUUUAAGAGAUAUUUUGUAUAUAUAUAUAUGAAUAAAAAAAAUGAUGAAGAAUAACUCUUACGCAUCCAGCAAAUAGCAAUAGAAGCAACAGCAACAAAAUGCAUCAAAUAAAACAAAAUGAGCAAUGGAACCAUGGAGCUAAUGACUGCCAUUGAAAAUAUAAACGCACACAAACUUAUAUCGGCUGAUACUCGAUGUUCCUCCUUGUGGCUCGACUCUCUUUUUUUUACAUUUUAUUUCCCAGUUCCAUAUUAAUACAUAUCGCUUCGACCAUAGAGAAAAAUAUAAACAAGAAAGAGAUCACUUAACUCUUUGACUGAUUAUAGUCGAUGUAUUAUUAUUAUUACUGUCGAUGUUCACUCUUUCUCGUUCCGCAUUUGACACGGAACACAUUGUUUCAAUUUCAGUACAAUAUACCGAGCAAAAAAAGUAAAAACAACAUUUAAACAAUAUAACAACAACAACAAAUAACGGAUGUAUUUAAUUUGUUUUGCCAAUGUAAUUGUAUUCAGAGAAAAUAAAGAACUUAAAUAAAUGUAUAAGGCCGAGAAUUAUUUGGUCAAUGUGCGACUUA